UGUUGGGGGACAGCGCAGCCAUUUCUCUGCCCCUCAUGCUAAAACAUACAAGGGGGCGACGCUAUCACCAGCACGCGCAAGACAAUCCAGACCUCUGGGAGUCAUGGCUCUCGCUGCAAACGCCGAGGCUGAACUCUACAUCGCCGUUUGAUCACCAAACUUUCUCCCUCAAUCCAACGCCUGCGCAGACAAAACACCCCCUCUCUGCCCUCGGUUCAGCCUAUGUUUGUCUGCUUGUUGUGAGCGAUGGAGGGAAACCUGCAGGGAGGCAGCAGCGACGUCGCUGCAAUGCAUGUGAAGACCGAGGCUGUCGAUGAGAACACAUCUGCGCUGGGUUUGGGCAGCCAGGAGUCGCCUGCGCCCUGCGGAGGUACCGCAUGCAGAGGAGGAGGAGGAGGAGGAGGAGGAGUGGAUCAGACUGCAGAGGAGCUGGCUGACACGGAGCUGCAUGCAGCCACGACAACUACCCCCGUGCUGCUGUAUCCCGUGAGCACAGACCGCUUCUUCACCACAGCAGGAGAUGGGAAAACGUACCUGAAGAUAGCUCCAGCCUCAGUGAUGCCUCCUGCUCCGUCAGAGAAGACGCUCCCCUCCGGCUCUGAUUUCUCCUCCAAAGCCGUUUUGUGCCUGAUCGAGGCCGUUGGCCGCCGCUGGGGCCUGUAUGAAACCCGGGAACGCUCUCAGCUCUUUCAGAGUGUCCAGGAGGAGAUGGCGUCUAAGGGGCACGUGCUCCCUGUGGAAAAGAUCCGCCGCAAGUGGAACAACCUGAUCGUCACGUACAAGAGAGUCAAGGACCGCAGCCGUGAGACGGGGCACGCUAAGACUUCCUGGGAGUUCUUUGAUUUGAUGGACGCCACACUCUCUGACACAGUUGGAACUCAGAUCAUCAACAACAAAAGACUCAAAGGUGGGAACACUGUCCCCACGCUGCCUUCUCCUUUGGCAAAGAUAGCUGCAAAGCCAAAGGCUCCACCGCCCACCUCCACAGUCCGCCCUAACGGGGACUUUGCUUCAAGCGACAGUGUGGAUCAGGGAGUCAUCAGCAGUCAGAUGAUCAGUAGCACUGCUGCUGUUUCUUCAGCUACCACAGCGACUAUUAGCCCAAUACAAGCUCCAGAGCUUAAGCCCCUGAUCGUCCUCAACAGUGACAUCGUUACUACAAGUAUUCACCCAGCAUCCAUUGUGCCAUCUCCAUCUUUUAUCUCCGCGCCUUGUUUUACAGAAACGGCUUCUACUUCCCCUUCUCUUGGCUCCAGUAGCAACACGGACCUCCACACAUCGCACUACGCAGGCCGUAAAGCUCCAUCAUUCCCAUCAGGUGUCAUCCCCUUUCGCCUUAGCAAUGCACCAGUUGGCAGCAAUCAGAGUCUCCUAAGCUUCUCCUCCUCUUUCCCCCCUAGUGUUUCCUCCUCUCUCCCCACCUCCUUAUCUGCAGCAGCACUGUCGGGAUCAGAAAGUCAGAACCAGAAAGGAAACCAGGAGCAGUCAGGAACUGUGGCAUUCCAGGAGAUCCUGAAGAGACAGGAGGAGCACGCCUAUCUGGAUCGAGUGGGUCGGCGCAGGGUGGAGGCCAGAGAGAAGAGGCGUGAGAGGAGGGAGGUGAGGAUGGCAGAGUCUCUCGGUAGGAUAGCCACAGCCCUGGAGCUGCUCUCCUCCAAACAGGACACGGUCAUUGCACUCCUUCAAAGACUGGCUGAUCGCAAGUGAUCGGCUGUGAGAGUCAGGAGAUUGUGACAUCUCUAAACUACUGUCCCGUUGUAAAACAGCCUGGAAAAAAGGCUUCCUCUAAACUCACUGUAAAUAAUCACUGAUUAAUCAUAUGAGCUGGCUUUUUUUUAAAGAUAUGAAGUGGGAUGUUUAUGUCACAUUUUAGUGCAUUGAACUUUGCGACACUAAGUUCCAAUAAAACUUUAUCCAUGUA
Cheilinus undulatus (humphead wrasse) is the source of this 1921-nucleotide messenger RNA. RefSeq lists its product as uncharacterized. The coding region runs from base 247 to 1707 and encodes 486 amino acids. The transcript is spliced from 4 exons. The record is from RefSeq and is a predicted model, not a curated record. Lineage: Eukaryota; Metazoa; Chordata; Actinopteri; Labriformes; Labridae.